Cadophora gregata is the source of this 1017-nucleotide messenger RNA. RefSeq lists its product as uncharacterized. The transcript has 2 exons. The coding region runs from base 220 to 846 and encodes 208 amino acids. NCBI's taxonomy places the organism in Eukaryota, Fungi, Ascomycota, Leotiomycetes, Helotiales, Ploettnerulaceae. Gene Ontology annotation, molecular function: acid phosphatase activity. The record is from RefSeq and is a predicted model, not a curated record.
CCAGAGCAGACCGCCUGCACGCAAACCUUAAAAUGUUAUCCUCAGUGACGUUGAUCCUGGUAUUAUACAUAUGAGUUGGUUACAGACUGUUUUUGCCCCGCCGCCACUCUUCACUUCCUCUCUUCAUACGCCUGCAAUAUCUUGACUUCACAGAGGUGCAUUGCAUUGACUGUCACUACGAAGUCUUCAUUCCUGUUUCUCCUGUUGAUUCUCUUUACGAUGGUGAAGAAACUCAGCAAAUCUUCCGGCGUGCCCGCAGAGAGUGCAGGGUCAACCCCUCCAUCCAGAUUCUCCGAGGGAGCUCUUCCAAAGCUCAUCGUCUUUGACCUUGAUUAUACCCUAUGGCCGUUCUGGGUGGAUACACAUGUUACAGCUCCUCUGAAAGCAGCACCGACCCACGAUUCAGUCAAAGACCGCUUCGGCGAAUCCUUCUCCUUUUACAAUGAAGUCCCAUCGAUCCUCUCCUCCCUGCAAUCAAGUGGUAUAAAGGUGGGCGCUGCAUCCAGGACAUCUGCGCCAGACCUUGGUCGCGAAAUGCUACGAUUAUUACAUGUCGCAGACGUGGAUGGGAAGAAGAGGAAGGCGAUUGAAUUCUUUGACCACUUGGAGAUUUACCCUGGGAGUAAGAUCACACAUUUCAAUAAGCUGCAGAAAGCGACGGGACUGCGGUACGAAGAUAUGCUAUUCUUUGACGACGAGGCAAGAAAUAGGAAUGUGGAAAGUCUGGGAGUGACGAUGUAUUUGGUGAGAGAUGGUGUCUCGAGGGCGGAGUUGGAGAAUGGGAUUAAGGAUUGGAGGAAGAGACAUGGUCAUGAUGUUGCGAGGGCUGUUGAUACAAAUAUCUGAGAGGCUGCCACGGCUAUACACUUGGGAUAUACAUGGCGUUGCGGUUCAGUUUGAUUUGGAGAUGAUCGAAGCGAUACCUGCGAUAGAUAGAAGAUUUCUCGGGAGUCAUGCAAUAUCUAACUUAACUGGAGAGUGAGGUCAUUUUUACAUAAAAAUAAUUUUUGCGGCAUU